AUGGCAUCAUCCUGUAUGCCGGACCAUCAAGUGCAACAGAACAAUAUGGACAAUAAUAAUGUGGAUAUAUCCGAUGACGAUGUUAUGAAUUCCGAUGUCGAAGACCAAAUACGGGAGUAUUUUUUUUACGGUGGAGUAGAAUAUUUUUCAUUUUGUUGUGUGUUAAAUUUUCAGAAUAGUUCUACGUGUUGGGUUUGCAAUGGCUAUUAUGGACCCAAUUUUGAUGAGCCAUUGUGUGGAACAUGCCAUGCCUUUCUUUACAAUACUGAACCCACGGAGGAGCUGGAGACCACAAUAUCCGAUGAUGAAGACUCGGGCAAUGAUGAGCCUCCUUUCAAGGAUAAAACAGAAGAAAAUGAUGACGACGAUGAAGAUGUCGAUGUUGACGUUGAUGUGGACGAUGAUGUAGAGGAGGAAGAUCCUGACAAUGAUGCCGUCGAGGAGGAUGUAAUGGAUGAUGUGGAGUUGGAAGCAGAAAAUGACAUGCUAGAAGUAGGAGAGGAUCCGCCAGCAUUGCCUGUGGAAAAUGAAGUGGUGGAGAGACCACAAGUGGAUUUGGUGUUACCCGUUGAAAGGCCAAGACCAUCGGCACCACGUUCUCUGCCCCAGUUAAUGGAACUAUUGUCUGAAGCCAGAGCAAAUGCCAAUGAAGUGGGUGUCGGGGCAAUUACACCAUCCCUACGACCAUCGAAUCACAUUCUAUCGUUUCCGGUGGAGAUUAUGGUCAUCAUAUUCUCGUAUCUCGAUGACAUGUCCAUGUGGAAGGCAAGUGAAGUGUGUAAACAGUGGCAUGAUAUAAUUGCCCAAAAUACUUCACAACAAAUGUGGCGUAAAUAUUUCAAGGAACGUUGGCCACUGUUUCAGAAUUUGGUCGAAAUACAAGAUUGGAUGAAAUUAUAUGGGGCACUGAUGAGUUCAUGUUUUUGUCGAACAUGUCUGCUGCAGAUGGCACUGAAGACACCACCACGAGGGCGUCAAAGUGCCAUCAGGGCAAAUUUCUUGAUAAAUGAUUUCCGCCUGCUGAAUAGUUAUGCCACGGAAGGCAUAGAGGCUAUACCAUUGGAUAAACAGAAUACAUACUGGCAGGCCAGUAUAUUGGGACCACCAGGCAGUCCAUAUGAAGGUGGUAAAUUUUUCAUAUUUAUAUUCUUUCCCGAAAGGUAUCCCAUGAUUCCACCCACAGUUCGUUUUCUUACCAAAAUUCUACACCCCAAUGUUUCACGGCAUGGCGAUGUUGGCAUAGAUAUUUUCCAGCAUAAAUGGUCGUUGGCAUUGAAUGUUUCCAAAGUAUUGUUAUCUGUACAAAGUUUGCUAACGGAUCCUUAUACAGAGGUAUGCAUGGAACCCGAUCUUGGCUAUAUGUACGAACACAAUCGCUGCCGUUUCGAAUCUUUAGCCCGCUCUUGGACAUGGAAAUACGCCAUGUUCGAAUUAAUUCCCCCACGUUAAUAUUUU
Molecule: messenger RNA, 1455 nt
Organism: Musca vetustissima
Lineage: Eukaryota; Metazoa; Arthropoda; Insecta; Diptera; Muscidae
Gene: morgue
Exons: 4
Coding region: 1-1449 (482 amino acids)
Molecular function (GO): protein binding
Source: RefSeq, a predicted model, not a curated record